Messenger RNA from Cicer arietinum (chickpea), 2076 nucleotides. Its product is annotated as protein DETOXIFICATION 42. Gene Ontology annotation, molecular function: antiporter activity; xenobiotic transmembrane transporter activity. Gene Ontology annotation, biological process: transmembrane transport. Lineage: Eukaryota; Viridiplantae; Streptophyta; Magnoliopsida; Fabales; Fabaceae. The record is from RefSeq and is a predicted model, not a curated record. Gene Ontology annotation, cellular component: membrane.
UUGCUACUUUAAAGACGUUUCUGGUUCUGUUCUAUAGUGUUCUUCUUAUUGCUUACCAACACCAUUCUUUCAUUCUCGCUUUAGCACACUUCUUUCAUGUUUUUUUUUUCUUCUCUCAGAUUUCCGACUUUACGUGCUUUUCACCUGGGUGGAGAAGCUAAAGCUUCAUUAAUUUUAAAUUGUUUUUUACAGUGAAUUUGGCACUCAAGAGAUGGCUGAGAAAGAUAGUUUGUUUUCAAUUGGUGAUUGGAUGAGAAUACCAGUAAGCACUUUCUUCAAGGAUGCCAGACUAGUGUUCAAAUCAGAUAGUCUUGGUAGGGAAAUAUUGUCAAUUGCAUUGCCUGCUGCAAUGGCUUUGACAGCUGACCCUAUUGCUUCACUGGUUGACACUGCAUUCAUCGGCCAAAUAGGUCCAGUGGAGCUUGCUGCUGUAGGAGUUUCUAUAGCUCUCUUCAAUCAAGCAUCAAGGAUUGCAAUAUUCCCGCUUGUCAGUAUCACAACCUCUUUUGUGGCCGAGGAAGAUACCCUCAGCGGAGCGAGCUCACAAGUAGAGGAGAAUGGAUUCUUGGAAGCUGGUACACCUCCAGAUGCUGAAACCAAAGAGUUCUUACCUCAGAAAGAAUUGGUUGCUGAAAGCUUUAACAUAGAAAAGGAUGAACAUAAGAGAAGGCAUAUUCCUUCAGCUUCGUCGGCGUUAUUUUUCGGAGGUAUCCUUGGCCUCAUCCAGGCAAUGUUACUCAUUUUUGCAGCAAAACCUUUAUUGAACUUCAUGGGAGUAACUUCUGAUUCUCCUAUGUUACAUCCUGCACAGCAGUACCUGAAAUUGAGGUCUCUUGGUGCUCCUGCAGUUCUUCUUUCAUUAGCAAUGCAGGGUGUUUUUCGAGGAUUUAAAGACACGACAACUCCUUUAUAUGCCACUGUGGCAGGAGAUGUGACCAACAUAGCACUAGAUCCUCUAUUCAUUUUUGUAUUCCGCAUGGGUGUCAACGGUGCAGCCAUUGCUCAUGUUAUAUCUCAGUAUCUAAUUUCAGCUAUACUUCUGUGGAGUUUGAUGAAACAAGUUGAUCUUAUACCUCCAACCAUCAAGCAUCUGCAAUUUGACCGAUUUCUCAAAAACGGUUUUUUACUAUUAAUGAGAGUCGUUGCUGUAACAUUCUGUGUGACACUGUCUGCAUCAUUAGCUGCACGCCACGGAUCAACAUCUAUGGCUGCAUUUCAAGUCUGUCUGCAGGUUUGGUUGGCAGUUUCUCUUCUUGCUGAUGGUCUGGCGGUUGCCGGGCAGGCGAUUCUUGCAGGUGCAUUUGCUAACAAGGACUAUGACAAGGCCACAGCGACUGCAUCCCGAGUGUUGCAGAUGGGUGUGGUUCUAGGAAUGGCACUUGCAUUCAUUCUUGGAACAGGAUUACACUUUGGAGCUAAACUAUUUACAAAAGAUGUUGAUGUCCUCAACCUCAUUAGAAUUGGGAUCCCGUUUGUUGCACUCACGCAACCCCUGAACUGUUUGGCAUUUGUAUUUGAUGGUGUCAACUUUGGGGCAUCUGAUUUUGCAUAUUCAGCCUUCUCCAUGGUUGUGGUGGCAAUUAUUAGCAUAAUUUGUCUGCUUAUUUUGUCAUCCGCUGGUGGUUUCGUUGGAAUUUGGGUUGCUUUGACCAUCUAUAUGAGUCUAAGAGCAUUUGCUGGCUUCUUGAGAAUUGGAACUGGAUCUGGACCAUGGGGAUUCCUUAGGAGCUAACUGAACUGCACUAGGCAUGCAAUGCAGCAUAACCAUGGCUUAUAUUUGGCCACAAAUUCAGUGUGGUUCACAAUUUUUAGCCUUUUCUUGGAUUGGAAAUCCAUUGAAAAGAAUAGGCAAGCAUUGGUACAUGCAUGAUUGUGCUUGCUUGUUGGGGCAUUGGAUCAAAAUAUGCCUCUGCUUCGGAAUAUGUAUAGAAUAAAAUUUACUAGUGUAUCUCAUACUCUUACGAAACAUGAAAUAUAGGAACAAACUUCUCUUUGUCACCAUGCAACGAAUGUAUUUACAAGAAUAACAUUAACAUGGUUACAUGAAGAUAAAAGAUAGCUUGGAACAAGUACUAA